CAGGUCAAAAUAUCCAAAUAAAAGGUUUCAAAACAACCGCAUUAAUUAAUCUAUUCUGCAUUAAAUCCUUGCCCAUUACAAUUUUUAAUAUUGAUUAUUUUUUACUUUUUAUUUUAGCUGGAAACGCUGCACGUGAUAACAAAAAACAACGUAUUGUUCCACGUCAUUUACAACUGGCAAUUAGAAAUGACGAAGAAUUAAAUAAAUUAUUGCAACAUGUUACGAUCUCGCAAGGCGGUGUAUUACCUCACAUACAUAGUGACUUACUGCCAAGUCAAAAAUCAUCUCAAAAAGAAUCACAAAAAGAAUCACAACGAGAUAAUAGUAAUGAUAACACCACAAUGGGAGCAACUUCGAGUGGGGUUAACAAAAAGAAAAGUGUACAACCAAAAAAAAGUAAUGUGAAUGCAACGACACUUGCCGAUCGUUCAACAGCUGGACAAAAUAAUAGUAAAACAGCAACAAAAGCUAAGAACACAACGGCUAACCAAAUGACAGUCGAUGAUGAUGAUGAAUCAGAAUCAGAAUCAGAAUCAGAAAAUGAAGAUGACAAUGAUGAAACACAAUGA
Molecule: messenger RNA, 569 nt
Organism: Didymodactylos carnosus
Lineage: Eukaryota; Metazoa; Rotifera; Eurotatoria; Philodinida; Philodinidae
Source: the annotation of a GenBank genome assembly